Messenger RNA from Hansenula ciferrii, 1011 nucleotides. RefSeq lists its product as uncharacterized. Gene Ontology annotation, molecular function: transmembrane transporter activity. The transcript has a single exon. NCBI's taxonomy places the organism in Eukaryota, Fungi, Ascomycota, Saccharomycetes, Phaffomycetales, Wickerhamomycetaceae. Gene Ontology annotation, cellular component: membrane. Bases 1 to 1011 code for a protein of 336 amino acids. The record is from RefSeq and is a predicted model, not a curated record.
AUGCUUGGUAGUUUAACCGCUGGGCUAAUGCAAGCUUCUAUUCAUCAAUCUUUGGAUGGUAAAGGUGGCAGGGCAGGUUGGAGAUGGAUGUUCAUCAUUGAUGGAUGUGCCACUGCUUCAAUUGCAUUUUUUGCUCUUUAUAUGGUUCCAGGUACACCUUAUAAAUGUUGCUCUUUAUUUUUAACUGAUGAUGAAAUCAGAUUAGCUCGUCUUAGAUUGAAAAAGGCAAAUAUUAAACCACCAACAAAGGAACCACCACCAUUUUUUGAAAAGAAAAUUUGGCUUAAUGUUUUGAAAAGUUGGAGAAUUUAUGUUUUAGGGAUCUUAGAUUAUCUUUUUUGGAAUACAAAUAAUCAUGGAUUUUCAAAUUUUGCUUUGUGGUUAAAAUCAUUAAAUAGAUUUGAUACACCUAAGUUAAACAGAUUAACUUCAAUCCCACCAGCAUUGGGUAUCAUUUGGAUCUUAUCAGUAUGUGGCUCUGCAGAUAUCUUGAAAUCAAGAUCAUUUGCUAUAUUCUGGGCUGAGAUAUUUGUCUUUCUUGGGUGUAUCAUCUUGGUUGUUUGGGAUGUACCAGAAACUGCAUUGUGGUAUGCAUUUUACACAAAUUUCUUUGGUAUUUCAAUCUCCUCUGUGGUUUAUGGUUGGUUGAAUGAUAUCAUGAGGUAUGAUCCUCAAGAACGUUCAAUUGUUCUUUGUGCAGUCAAUAUCUUUGCAAACCAAUCAACUACCUGGGCUCCACCUUUAGUUUAUCAAACAGUCGAUGCACCAAAAUAUCAUAAAGGUUAUAUUUAUUCUAGUGUUCAUAGUGCUUCUCUUUUAGUUUGGACUUGGGUUACAUUGUUCUUCUAUAAAAGACAAGAAAAGAAAGACGCAAAGACAAAUGGUAUUAUCUUAUACAACUCAAAGACUGGUGAAAUUUCAAUUGAGGCAAGAGAGUACCUCAAUAAGAAAGCUGAAAAUGAAGUUGAAACAGUUAAAGAUGGUACAAAAAUUGAAAUUGAGAGUUUAUAG